Morone saxatilis (striped sea-bass) is the source of this 2902-nucleotide messenger RNA. RefSeq names its product phospholipid phosphatase related 3a (gene plppr3a). Gene Ontology annotation, molecular function: phosphatidate phosphatase activity. Gene Ontology annotation, biological process: phospholipid metabolic process; phospholipid dephosphorylation; signal transduction. The record is from RefSeq and is a predicted model, not a curated record. NCBI's taxonomy places the organism in Eukaryota, Metazoa, Chordata, Actinopteri, Moronidae.
CUCGCCAUCCCUGCUCCUCUUCUGUAGGUCUCCCCACUUCAUCCAACCUUAUUCUCCCGGUCUCCUUCAGUGAUCCCAGAAUAGCCGCACACCGGACGCACUCUCUACCACAAUAGUGGGGGGGUUUGGAUUUCGGGGUGACUUGAGAGACGCCGGAGAUGGAUUAAAGGGACUGUGCACCGCAAAACUGGAGCAGCACGCACGACCACGCCGGGGGGGAAGGGGGCGACGGGACUCGGUGAAUUCGCGAAGCCCCCGGGAGAGAGGCUGUGACUGGUCCCACCCCAAGAUGACAUCCCCCAAAAACAAAGCCAAGAAAAAACCACCUAAAGACAGCAUGACGCUGCUGCCGUGCUUUUAUUUUGUAGAGCUACCCAUAGUCCUGUCCUCCUUGGUGUCCCUGUACUUCCUGGAGCUGACAGAUGUGCUGGCCCCGGCAAUGGUGGGCUUCCGUUGCCAUGACCGCGACCUCUCCAUGCCCUACGUGGAGACCGGCGAUGAGCUCAUACCGCUGUUGAUGCUGCUGAGUUUGGCCUUCGCUGGUCCUGCAGCGUCCAUCAUGAUGGGGGAGGGCCUCAUGUACUGUAUGCAAUCUAAACUGAAGACAUGUCCCAAGUCGGAGAGCAGCAUUAAUGCUGGAGGCUGCAGCUUCAACUCCUUCCUACGCAGAACCGUACGCUUCGUUGGUGUUCAUGUGUUUGGUCUCCUGGCAACAGCCCUUGUGACAGAUGUCAUCCAGUUAGCUACUGGUUACCACACCCCUUUCUUUCUUACCGUCUGCCAGCCCAAUUACACAGCUCCGGGAGUGUCAUGUGACAACCACGCCUACAUCACACGAGACAUCUGCAUGGGGAAAGACCAGUAUGCCAUCAUGUCAGCAAGGAAAACAUUUCCAUCCCAGCAUGCAACGCUCUCUGGCUUCGCUGCUGUCUAUAUCUCCAUGUAUUUCAAUGCCAGCAUCAGCAGCACGACCAAGCUGCUUAAGCCGUUGCUGGUGUUUGCUUUCUGCAUGGCAGCAGGCCUCGCUGGGCUGACGCAGAUAACUCAGCACCGCAGUCACCCAAUAGAUGUCUACGUGGGGUACCUCAUAGGAGCCGGCAUCGGAGUGUACCUGGCUGUGUACGCAGUGGGAAACUUCAAAGCAUCAGAAGAAGACGCUCACUCUUUACAAAGACUGACCCCAGCUCAGCAGAAGGACGGCCUGAGGGUGCUGAGUCAGCGGAGUCAUGACUCCCUGUACAGGAAGACUCCCAGGGUGUCUGAGAGCAGAGAGGAGCUGGGGGUGGGGCUGGGGUCCGGGGCCCGCAGUAAGGUGAGGAGGGAGAAGGCCUCUCUGGCCUCCCUGAAACGAGCAAGUGCUGAUGUGGAGCUCCUGGCAACCCGUGGUCCCAUGGGCAAGGAAACCAUGGUAACCUUCAGCAACACUUUGCCCCGUGUCGCAAACGGCAACAGCCCCAUUUCACCCUCAGAUGAGCUGCCUACCACACAGCGUCACAUGACCUUCCAUGUGCCCUUUGACCCUCAGAGGUCUCGACAGCUGGUGUCAGAGUGGAAGCAGCGCUCGCUGGAGCUCCGCAGCCAGAGCUCACGAGAUGAGGAGGAGGGAAUGGACGGUGGAGAUGGAGGAAAUGAAGCAGGAGAAGGAGACCAGGAGAUGCCUUCCUCUCUUUAUCCCACAGUGCAGGCCAACAAGGGCAUUGCCACACCGACUGGAGCCAGGAUGGUGGUGGCACCGCCACUCGUUCACAUCCCUGAGGAGGCCUCUCGGCCGCCACCUGUCUCCCCCAAGAGUGCCAAGACUCGCGCCAAGUGGCUGUCACUAACCGAGGGAGGAGGGGUGAAAGAGCCUGGAACAGGACCCAUUGCGGUGUCCACUCCCCGUGUGCCCAACACGCAGCCCAACCAGCCACCCAGUCAGCAAAGAGUCACUCAGGUGAUAGCCAUGUCUAAGCAACAGGGUCAUGGACCCAUCACUUCCUCCACUACUAAGACAUCAGAAGGUGGCUCCUCCUCCGGCGGUGGGUCCAACUGCUCCGAGUCGCCCUAUUACCGGAUCCCAUCUGAUCGAGACAGCUGCACUGGGAGCAACCCAGGGAGCAUCGCCGGAAGUGGGAGCAUCGUCACCAUCGACGCUCAUGCCCCUCACCACCCGGUGGUGCGUGUGUCAGCCAAUAACGGCAAACCGUGGGAGUGGAGAAACACCAUCAGUGGUAACAUGAUGACUGCCGACAUGGCAGGGGACAAACACCGUGUAGCGCUACAGCGACAGGACAAUGUCAGUCACUACCGGGAUUACCGGACACUCCCAGUGAAAACAGACUCGCUCUGCUCCUCCGGCGGCAGCGUAGAAGGAGGAGCGGAUCUGCCUCCCCCACCUCUCCCGACCUCCUCCUCCCCCCUGCCUCCCCCUCCUCAGCUGUUGUCAUCCCCUCUACCGCCACCUCCUCCUCACUCGUCUUCUUCCCCCUUGCCUCCCCCUCCACACUCGAGCUCCUCUCCAAUGCCUCCUCCUCUCCCUCACCCUGCCUCCUCUCACAUGCCUGCACCUCCUCACCUGUCCUCUCAGAUGCCCCCACCACCCCUGCCAUCUUCCUCUCAAAUGCCUCCACCUCCACCCAUCCUCCUGUCAAAUGCCCCCACCUCCUCACCCAUCCUCCUGCCAAAUGCCCCCACCUCCACAUCCAUCCUCUUCUCCUUUGCCACCUCCACCUCACCCCUCAUCCUCCAUGCCUCCACCUCCUCACCCGUCCUGCUCCAGCAUGCUCCCCCCUCCUCCCCAUCCCGACUUACUGAUGGACGGCCACAGCCAGGCACUGUCCCGCUCCUCCACCCUGCCUCGUCGGCCCUCUGUCUCCGCCCGCAGCCACGCUGAGCAGGAGCACUACUACAAGGCCAUGCAGAA